This is a messenger RNA of Sungouiella intermedia, 1053 nucleotides long. The record is from the annotation of a GenBank genome assembly. Lineage: Eukaryota; Fungi; Ascomycota; Pichiomycetes; Serinales; Metschnikowiaceae.
AUGGCCGAAAAUAUCAUCACCCAGGUGACACAGGAUUCAGGUAGUGCCCUGCCAUUGGGAUACGAUGACCAUGACGGGCAAAUUGACUACAACUCCAGGAUAAACUUGAACAUUCGCGGUAAAGACUUCAAUAUCACUAGAGACGAGCUUAUGAGCUUGCCUGAAAGCAUAUUGUUGAGUUUAUUCCCAAAUGGUGUCUUUUUGGACAUCAGUGGCCAAGUUAUUAGCAAUUUGACUGAGGAUGACAUUGUCUAUGUUAACUUCGACCCAGAUUGUUUCGAGUAUAUUUUGAGUACCUUCGGUAAAGCUCAGCAGGACCUCUUAUCAAUGUCGGGGACCAUUUCACCCCAAAUCACUGGAGCCAGUAGACUUGACUCUGCUGCGUCGGUUUUACAGACAAAGCCUGCAAUCAUUGUGUUGAGAGAAGAUCUUGACUAUUACGUCAUUCCGCCAGUCGCAGGUUGCACUGCUGAAGACAUUAAGCACUUGAAGAUUGAAGUCGGCACUCAAAUUGGGAGCCACAAGCUUGUCUUUUCUGGACUCGGGUAUGAUCUGACUUUGUCUCCCACAGUGGAGCAGAAGCUUGGGCCCGCAGAACAACACCUUUUCGACAUGUUGUGUACUUCUGGAUUUGAAAGGGAUCUGCUUUGGGGCAGCCGGUCGAUGGAACCUGAUAGAUGUGUGAUUCAGUCGUUGCUGUUGGUUCGUCUCAUCACGGAAUCGCCAACACCCCCAGAGUCUCCACUGUUGAACCCGGUCACUUCGAAUGCCUCUACCAGAUCUCGGUCCAGAUCAAGAAUUGCCUCUUUAGCAAACAGUGCCAGUCGUGCUGCAUCGAGAUCGUUGUCAAGGGCAAGAAAAAACAACGAAGCCAACUACACAAAGUUGUUACUCUUCUGGAGGAAGCCAGCCAGAAAGUGUUGGUGGUCCAACCAGGAACUUGCAAUCCCCACCGGAGGUCUGAGUCUUGAGAAGCUCGGAAAAGAGGUGAAUGUUAAGAUUCACGUGAGAAGAGUAUGGACUUUAGAGUUGUCUGUCAUUGGUGUGCAGUAG